AUGUGUCUCUACGUUCUUCUGGUUAGAUUUGACAAUGGCGUUGGAAUUCCGCGUCUGCCGCGAAGUACACCUCCCAACCUCACCCGUAAACACUCUACCGUCCAUCGAGCAAUGGCUACCGAACUGUCGAUUUUCAUUCACCCUUCUAUGCCUGCCGAACCAACCCCCCAGUCCUCAGUAAAUGCUACCUGCAUCCUCGGGCCCGAAGGCAGUGAUCAAAACUCGCAGCAUGAAAAAAGAAAAAAAACAUUACUAAAUGGUUCAGACACCUUUUUGGGGAUUGGAGCUCAGUUUAUCAAUGGGGAUGGUAGAAAGGGGAAUGGGAGGUUGGUUAUGGAAAAUGUCACUGAGGGGUUGGAGUUGGGUGUGGAGGAGUUAGAGAGGAUCAUCGCGCCUCGAGGGAAAUUGGCGGGUAGUAGUGAUGGGGAGUCCGUGAUGGGAUUUGGAUGGGGAGAUGAGAAGUCUGAGUGGAGUGGCAGGAGAUUGAUAGGCUUUUUAUGGAAUAUUGGAUCACUCGUACAACUUCCAAGCAGCUAA
Pseudocercospora fijiensis CIRAD86 is the source of this 537-nucleotide messenger RNA. RefSeq lists its product as uncharacterized. NCBI's taxonomy places the organism in Eukaryota, Fungi, Ascomycota, Dothideomycetes, Mycosphaerellales, Mycosphaerellaceae. The transcript is spliced from 5 exons. The coding region runs from base 1 to 537 and encodes 178 amino acids. The record is from RefSeq and is a predicted model, not a curated record.